AUGCGAGCGGAGAAGCGAGAAGAAGAGCCCUCUAACAUCAAAGAAAUCGAGACCCGGAGAUCGACCUUUAUAUACCCUGGUGCCGCAAACGACUCCCUUCUUCUAAACGAAUCACCCGCAGUGUGCAAGGGCCCUUACAAUUGCUCAAGAGCCGCUGCCAACCGCAAGAUGGAUGUUCCCUCGUUUAAUGAGCUGUGUGGACCGUCAGAUCUUUAG
Messenger RNA from Spirodela intermedia, 216 nucleotides. The record is from the annotation of a GenBank genome assembly. Lineage: Eukaryota; Viridiplantae; Streptophyta; Magnoliopsida; Alismatales; Araceae.